UCACUCAAGUCGCCAUUGCAAAUCUUUGAUGUUUUGCCAACUUCAGAUUAUUGUUUGAUCAUCGCUCAUCAAUCAAGCGGUUUAUAUUAAUUCGUUAUUUUUACAUUGUUUUUCAAUGUUAUGCCAAUUAGUUUUGUAAAUAAGCUGUUUAGAAUCAUCAAAAGUUUAUUUAACGUGCUAAAUAACAUUAUAACAAUCGGUUAUGUUUGCAAACGUGCAUAUGCUUUGUUGUGAGAACCACCUUUAUCUGCUGUCACUAAACUGUAGCAAGUAAAUUUUUCAAUAAUGAAACAUAAGUUUCUCGCUGUUUAAUAUGCUAGUUAGUGCUAGGUAGAGUGCAGUGAGAAUAUAAUCAAUGUGUUGAUGUGCCGUAAUGAGAGUGGUGUUCCCAUUCGAUGUACCUCUGAGGAUCAUGUACGGUGGCGUUUAGAACACGACAGAGAGUGAUCCAGGGCUCAGUAUGGAGGCGGUAAAGGAUGAGGAGCGCUUGCGCCGCCUACGCGCGUUGGAAGAAAAGCUGUGCGACCCUCGUUCCACUGGCAACGUGGACUGUUUACUCGACACCGUCACAGCGCUCAUUUCUGACUGCGAUCACCCGGCCAUCCGACGCAUGAAGAACGUCGAGGCCUACACCAGCAGAUAUGAAGAGUUUGCAUCUGAGGUCGUUGAUUUGCGUAUGAAAGCAGCAGACUUUGACCUGAUCAAAGUAAUUGGUCGAGGGGCAUUUGGUGAAGUACAGCUAGUCAGAUAUAAAUCUACUCGUCAGGUAUUCGCUAUGAAACUCCUAAGUAAAGUUGAAAUGAUAAAAAGAUCUGACUCCACAUUUUUUUGGGAAGAGAGGCAUAUAAUGGCACAUGCUAACUCUGAAUGGAUCCUCAAACUUCACUUUGCAUUUCAAGAUCAAAAAUACCUUUAUAUGGUCAUGGAUUACAUGCCUGGUGGUGAUCUCGUUAAUCUCAUGUCUAAUUAUGACAUACCUGAAAAAUGGGCAAAAUUUUAUACAAUGGAAAUUGUUCUUGCACUAGAUGUUAUCCAUGGAAUGGGGUUUGUUCACCGAGAUGUGAAACCUGACAAUAUGUUAAUUGACAAAUAUGGCCAUUUGAAAUUAGCAGAUUUUGGCACAUGUAUGAGGAUGGGCCCCGAUGGUCUUGUGCGUGCUAGCAAUGCAGUAGGUACGCCAGAUUACAUUUCUCCUGAGGUGUUACAGUCGCAAAAUGGAGAAGGUGUAUACGGUAGAGAAUGUGAUUGGUGGGCUGUGGGAAUAUUUUUAUAUGAAAUGUUAAUUGGUGAUCCACCAUUUUAUGCAGAUAGCUUGGUAGGAACUUACGGUAAGAUUAUGGAUCAUAGAAAUUCUUUACAAUUUCCUGAUGAUGUGGAAAUUUCUAAAGAAGCAAAAUCACUAAUUAGAGGUUUGCUAACGGAUAGAGUGAAACGACUUGGAAAAAAUAGUGUAGACGAAAUUAAACAGCAUCCUUUCUUUUUCAAUGACCAGUGGAGUUUUGAUAAUCUAAGAGAUUCUGUGCCUCCAGUUGUACCCGAAUUAUCAAGUGAUGAUGACACUAGGAACUUUGAUGAUAACAUUGAAAAAUCAGAUGCUUUAGAUGAAGCUUUUCCAGACCCCAAAGCCUUUGUCGGUAAUCAUUUACCAUUUGUGGGAUUUACAUAUAAUGGCGAUUAUCAACUUUGUGGACGGAAAAUGAAGCCGUCUGAUGUUGUAGAUACUAUAUCUAAUAACCAUAUUAAUAAUGUGGGCUCGGAAGCAAUAUUGCAAUUAGAAAAAUUAUUGGAGAGAGAAAGGGAUGCGAGACGUAAAUUUGAAGAUAGAGAAGUAAUUCUUUGUGCUCAAUUAGAAGAAUUGUCUCAAAGAGAAAGUAGAAGUAAAAAAAUUAUUGCCGAUACAGAUAAAGAGUUGGCUCUUCUAAAACACGAUCUGAGAGAAAUACAACGCAAAGCGGAAAUAGAGGCAGAUGCCAGGAGGAAAGUGGAAUUCAACUAUAGUGAUGUCAAGCGUCGCUUAGAGGAAGAGCAGAGUAAACGAGUGAAGGAAAUGAAUAAUUUACAAAUCUAUAAUGAAAAGAUAAAUGCUUUAGAAAAGCAGUUAACAGAAAUGCGUGAGAAACUCAAACAAGAAUCAGAGGCAGCCGCCAAAUCUAGAAAACAGGCAGCCGAACUUAGCGCCGCCCAAGCCGCGGCCGCCGCAGUGAGCGACGGCACUGUGUCCAGCUUGCGUGCGCAGAGAGACGCUCUCGAAAGAGAAUGUGGCACUUUGUCCGAGGAACUGGGAACAGCAAAAGCAGCCAAACAGAGAGCUGAAGCAUCAGUAGCUGAAGCAAACAGUCGGUUGAAUGCUGCCCAUGCUGAACUAGAAAGAUCAUCAACAAGAUUAGGGCAAAUAAUGACGGAUAACCGGCAGCUAUCAGAAAGAGUUUCUUCUUUGGAAAAGGAAUGCGCUUCAAUGGCUCACGAUCUGAGAGCUUCUCAACACUUGUACCAACAAGAAGUGAGGGCACAUCAGGAGACACAGCGAUCACAGAUGUUGUCUAAACAGGAAGCAAACUUAGAAGUUGUUAAGGCAUUACAAGGCAAAUUAAAUGAAGAGAAACAAGGCCGUCAGCGAGCGGAGUCAGCAUCUCAGGAGAAAGAUCGUCAAAUGUCGAUGCUGAGCGUUGACUACCGACAGAUGCAACAGCGGUUACAAAAAUUGGAAGGUGAACAUCGGCAAGAAAGUGAAAAGGUAGUGGGAUUGCAAGCCGCGCUGGAGCAGGAGCGCGCGGCGCGGCUGGCGGCGAGCGCGGAGACGGCGGCGGCGGAGGCGGCGAGUCGCGCGGCGCACGCGGAGCGCGAGGCGCGCUCGCGGGACCUCAUGUCGGUGCGCGCGGCGCUGCACGACGCCUCCGAGAAGCUGGCCGCGGCCGCCGCCGAGCGCGAUAUGCACUACGCUAGGAGUGAAGAGCUUCGAUCUCAGCUAGAAAAUGAGCAGCAUUAUUGCGUUGUGUACCGCACGCAGGCGAGCGAGGCGCGCGCGCAGCUCGAGGAGAGCUCCCGCGCCACGCGCGACCUGGAGCAGGAGCGCGCCAGCCUCAUGCACCAACUACAGCUGGCCAUCGCGCGGGCGGACUCCGAGGCUAUCGCGAGGUCGAUAGCGGAGGAGACGGUGGGCGAGCUGGAGAAGGAGAAGACGAUGAAGGAACUGGAGAUGCGCGACGCGCUGGCGCAGCACCGCAGCGAACUGGCGGCGCGUGACGCGCUCGUGCAGGGCCUGCGCGACCGCGACCACGAGAACCGCGCCACCAUCGAUCUGCAGCGGAAGGAGGUGGACGAGCUACGGCGCAGCGGCACGGCGCUGGCGGAGCGCGUGGCCACGUUGCAGCGCUUCCAGGAGGAGGUGGACCGCCUCAACAAGAAGCUCAACUCCGAGAUCAUGCUCAAGCAGCAGGCCGUCAAUAAACUCGCUGAGAUCAUGAACAGGAAAGACAUGAAUCCAGCAUCGACGAAGAACAAGAGCAAGAUGUCGGUGCGGAAGGAUAAAGACUACCGCAAGCUGCAACAAGAGCUGACGCGCGAGAAAGAGAAGUCCGAUCAGCACAUCGCCAAGCUGCAGCGCGAUCUACAGGACUCGCAGCAGCAGUUGCUGGAGGAGCAGCAGACGAGGUUGCGUCUUGCUAUGGAGGUUGACAGCAAAGAUGUGGAAAUUGAACAGCUCAAGGAAAAGCUGGCCGCGCUGACUAGCGAGACGGCCUCGCAGUCGUCCGCCGACGCAGAGGACGGCGAGACGGAGCAGACGCUGGAGGGCUGGCUCUCCGUGCCCUUCAAGCAGAACAUAAGGAGGCACGGCUGGAAGAAACAAUACGUAGUUGUCUCCUCCAAGAAAAUCAUUUUCUACAACUCGGAAAAUGAUAAACAAAAUACCACGGACCCCGUUAUGAUAUUGGAUCUGAGCAAAGUGUUCCACGUGCGGUCGGUGACGCAGGGCGACGUGAUCCGCGCCGACGCCAAGGACAUCCCGCGCAUCUUCCAGCUGCUGUACGCGGGCGAGGGCGAGGCGCGGCGCCCCGGCGACGCGCAGGACCUGCCGCCCGACGCCGCCGACCACGCCGGUAACACAGUGCAGCACAAGGGCCACGACCUGGUGAGCAUCACGUACCACAUCCCCACCGCGUGCGAGGUGUGCACGCGCCCGCUGUGGCACAUGUUCCGGCCGCCGCAGGCCUACGAGUGUCGACGUUGCCGUAUGAAAAUCCACGCGGAGCACGUGUCCGAAGGCGAGGGCGUGGCGGCGUGUAAACUGCACGCGGAUCGUGCGCGCGAGCUGCUGCUGCUGGCACCCGGCGCGCCCGAGCAGCGCCGCUGGGUCGCGCGCCUCGCACGCCGCGUGCAGCGCUACGGGUACCGCGCCGCGCACACCAACCACGACCACACCAAGCUCUCGCCCAGGGACUCGAUGCGGUCGAACCUGAAGGUGGCGUACAUGAACGCGUCGCAGCGCAGCUCCACGCUGCCCGCCAACGCCUCGCUGCCGCGCCAGUGACGCCAGUGCGCCACACCACACGCGCACCACUGCCCGCCCAAACCUAGCCACACACCAGUCAAUUACGACGAAUCACUAUAUUACAUCCGACUGAAGAAUUCGUAUAACGUUUAAAAAAGGCAAACAUCAGAACUGAGAUGGACCAUUUCACAGGUAGCAUGUGAAAAGUCACGUGAAAAGCUUUUUGAUACGUAACACUUGCUACUUUACUUACCUGUGGAAAAUCAUGAAGCAAUAAUUUUAAAAUUAUUACAUUUGAUCCUACUAUAUUUUUAAACUGCGCCCAUAGCUGUCGACCCGAGUGUGCGACCGAGAACACUUGUAUCAUCGCGUUUUCUUUCGCAGAUUUUUCGAACUUUUUUCAAUUUGGUUAAAUUACUUUAGCAAACGAUUGGGAAAAAUUAAAAAUCUGUAAAAUCACUGAAGAAAAAAAUAUAUUAACCAAAUGAAAAUGAUUCAUAAGUAGCAAAGACAGGGCCGCUCUGUCAUUGUACUCUCAUACUGGAGGCGCGCUUUUCUAGUCUCAUGUUUGAGUCAUCAAAAUUGUUGCUGUCCAAUUUUUUCGGUGUUGUUUCUAUGUCGCUUUAAUGAGUGAAAACGAUGUAAACUGCUUGUACCAGUUCUGUUAUAUUGGCGGUAUUGAUUUUAAGAGAUCUGAAAUUCGGCCUGUAACAUUUCUAAUUGGAUUUCGACAUAAGUAACCUAAGUAUCGACAUAAAAAAGUUUUUAUUAAUGUUAUUAUGAUAAAAGGAUCGUUAUUGUGACAUUAGUUUUUAGUAUCAUUAGUAUUAUGAAAAUUUACACACAUAAAUAAAUAAUAAUUAAUUGGCAGUAAUAACCUUUGGUACGUUGUGACGUAUGAGUGCAAAGUCAUAGACAUUGUGACCUAUACGAUUAUAUCAGUUAUUGGUCUAAAAAAAAUUUAGUAUAAAAAAAUGAAUCAUAGAAAAUGUUACAUGCUAUUAAACCUUUUCUCUGUGAUGCAGUACCGAUAUAAUUUCGUCUAUUAAACAUUUUUUAUAAAAAAAUUAUCUUAGUUAAAAAUCCACCACAAAGCUUAGUUAAAAUAUAUAGAACUUGCAAACCGAUUUUAGGGCAAGUUAUUUCUGAGUUUGAAAUAAUCUACAUCAGGGCUCUAAUUUAUUGAGCUUGGUUGCACCACCACGUCUUGAAGCCGAUUUUUUCAAUGAGUUUAUAAGAUUCUUGAUUUUGUGAGCUGUCAUCUCUGAUCACUGAUAUCCAGAAUAAUUAUUAUUAGAUGUUUUAUAGUGAAAUCAAUCAAUUAUAACCAUGAAUAUGUAAAUAUUAGUUACAUUGUGUUGAUAUUAUAAUCUUAUUGUAAUUUGUAUAAAUACGCGUUGGUAGGUGGCAAUAGGUUCGCCGUGACUGGUGCGAUAGACUUGCUUUUAGUUGUUUGCAAAAGUUUUUACGACAGGAUUUUACGGCGAGUUGCAAUUCAGGUGUUCAAAGUUAUGCUACGGUUACCGUAAAACUUUGACCACCAAAAAAAGAUUUGUUGCACUAUCCAAGCCUCUAUGAUUAAGGGCAAAGGUAAAAUUUUGAUCGAAAGUUAAUCCGUAUUCACUAUCAUUGUUAUAAGGUCCAACAGGCGGCUAGAACGCACAGUAUGGAUUCUACCAAUCCGAUUAUUGCAAAUUGACGUGGCACGGUAAUCUGAUUGGUAGAACCUACGCUGUGCGUUCGAGCGCUCUGUGAGACAUCAUAGCAAUUGACGUUAAAAGCUUAACGGUAACUGUAAUGUAACUUUAACUGCCUGCUAUGCAACUGGUCCUAGUCUCGUGUUUUUAUAAGUGGCUUAACUAUUGAAAAGUGGAACGUUUGAACUCCUAGAAAAGUCCAAACUAUGAUUUAAUCUUAGAAUAAUAUCAUGUGGUACUCACGUGGUUGAUUUUAUAUUCAAUCAAAUUCGAAUGUGUAGACGCAACGUCAAGCACAGCUAUGUAUGCAUAUAUUAUCUGCGUUUGGACCGAGUAUACACUGUAUUCAAUGGGUUUAUCAAUUUACUUUUUUGAUGAUAAUAUUUAGAUCCGGGAGAUUUUACCUGCUCAUAUUUUGGAGGCCUUUGGAGCUAAUGAAAUAUUUUUGUAUACUUACUCGUUUUAAUGUUUACAUUUUGCUACCGGAAAGUUACAUAUACAAAUCUCUUUGUAAUGGCUCAGUACUAUAAACUACAUUACCUCGCUCAAGAAAAUUCUAAAUUGUAUUUUAUUUGUUGUUACUUUUAUAUUAUUGUUACUUAAUUCGCUCAUUUUAGUAGCUUACCAUAUUGAAUACAACCAUUGUAUAAAAAUUACAAGUUUCACCUUAAAACAAAAAAAAAGAACAAUGGAAUUUUAUAAUUUUUAAAUAAAACACCACGUUUUAUGAUUAUUAAUUCAUCAGGAUAUCCACUAACAAUGAAGUUGUCAGUGGAAGUUGUUAGGGAAAGUUAGUGACUGUCAGAGAAUCUUUUAUUUUGGCUACUUUCAGAAUUUGCUUAUUGCUUAUGAACUUUUGAAUAACUGCUUAUGAUUAAUUUGUUAUGAUUUUUAUUUAAAAUAAACCUUCAUAAUGGUUUUAAAAGUUGUAUCUCCGUCCUUUUUCGCAUGUUUAGUGAAAAAUGGGAAAAGCAAUGGGACAAUGUAACGAAUUGCAUCAAUUACUUGAGCUAUAUAGGUACAUCAUAAUAUUAUGAUAUAACAUUUUGACCGUUUUACUUUCUUUUGAAAGUUAUUCUUUUGUUUUCGUAAGUGAUACGAGCCAUUAAAUCAGUAUUAAACUUGUACUAACAUAAUCCUCACGUCGCAAUCUCAUAUUAUGUGGCUAGCGAAGCCUUGAGUUUACAAUCCUGCCACUAAACAUUUUGCCUUCGAAAUCCAAUAGUUCGUACGUCUUAUAAACGGAAUUGAUUUUACUUAGUAAUUAGUAUUUACAACUACUGUACUACUGCUAUACCAUAUCCGCGGAAUGAAGUUAGUAUAUGCUCUCUGUUUGCCUCUAUCAUUUUUAUGCGAUUACGUAACAGAGUGAGAGCGCUAGCUUCAUUCCGUGCUUUGGGAUAGUACUGCAUACACGCAUGUAACUGUUACGCGAUGCCCAACUAUUUAUUGUAGAUUUAAUAACUCUAAGAGCUUAUGCACUCGACAUUUUCUCUCGCAGUUACAGUACCCGGCAGUACAGCCAGCUUUAGAAUGACGUAAUCAGUAGCUUCGGCUUCGUAGAGUGUCAUCUCUCUCUGUCGUUGCGACUGACAAGUCAGCGACAAAACAUCACAUACAGAUGAAAAAACAACAGAUGAAACAGAUGAAAGUGAAAAAAGAGCCUUCUCGGACUAUCUGUAUGUCUUAGACGACGCUUUACGAAAUCGUAUUAUAUAACCGUGUAAUAUCUUCUGCCGGGUACUUUAAACGAGUUGUUAACGCGAUAUAACCACGUUGAUAGUGAUUAGUAGGACUUUAGUGUUCCCAAACCCGUUUGCAAUAAUUGUCUAGUAGUGAUCACUCAUAAAACGCGUGUUGCCGCGCGACAAUAUGUCGAACGUGCAAAAUUUCUGAGGAACACGAUAUACUUAGCAAAUCCACUGCUCCCACAUUUGCUGAUUAACGAAGAACAGUGCCAUAAAUGUUUUGUAGUUUAUUGGUAAUUGCUCAACCGAAAUAGUUAAACAAUUCACGUGUAAACCUAGGAUAAGACUCGAAAGGGCUUCCUUCAAUCACUCCAAUUUACUGUAGAACAAG
Messenger RNA from Maniola jurtina (meadow brown), 8265 nucleotides. RefSeq names its product rho-associated protein kinase 2 (gene rock1). Gene Ontology annotation, cellular component: cytoplasm; cytoskeleton. Bases 461 to 4528 code for a protein of 1355 amino acids. Gene Ontology annotation, molecular function: ATP binding; small GTPase binding; Rho-dependent protein serine/threonine kinase activity. The record is from RefSeq and is a predicted model, not a curated record. Lineage: Eukaryota; Metazoa; Arthropoda; Insecta; Lepidoptera; Nymphalidae. Gene Ontology annotation, biological process: embryonic morphogenesis; actomyosin structure organization; regulation of cell junction assembly. The transcript has 13 exons.